Manduca sexta (tobacco hornworm) is the source of this 3258-nucleotide messenger RNA. It is a transcript of the gene Ip6k, whose product is annotated as inositol hexakisphosphate kinase 2. Gene Ontology annotation, cellular component: cytoplasm; nucleus. Gene Ontology annotation, molecular function: inositol hexakisphosphate kinase activity. Lineage: Eukaryota; Metazoa; Arthropoda; Insecta; Lepidoptera; Sphingidae. The transcript has 9 exons. The record is from RefSeq and is a predicted model, not a curated record. Gene Ontology annotation, biological process: inositol phosphate biosynthetic process; phosphatidylinositol phosphate biosynthetic process. Bases 40 to 1791 code for a protein of 583 amino acids.
GUGGUCGGGUGGACGUUGGAGAGGCGCGACCUUGCCAUCAUGUUAAACACUACGCCAUGUUUGAUUGUACCGUGCCAUUUGAAUACGUGCAUUGUGAAGUGUGCUUUGAUGAGAAUAUCGUCAAAAGAUGCGAACAUUUCAGGUGGUCGUGCAAGGCGCACGUCGCUCCCGGCCGCUCUCAGCGCCAUCGGCUCCGACGCAGCUUUCACAAGCUCUACCGGCUCUACGCGAUACAACGAGGUGGACAGCGGUGGCGGUGGCUCUGCCGAAGUGAUGGUGUACUCUCUCGGCUGGGGCAUGGGCGAGCCGGAGCGGCGCGGCGCGGAUCGCAAGCGCGCGCAGCCGCCGGCCGCGGUGCACUCGCCUCUCUCUCAGCUCUCCACGCUCUCGCAGCUCUCACAACUCUCGCCAGAUGAAGGACACGAGGUCGACGUAUUGCCUCUACACAAUCAGGUGGGGGGUCACACCAGACUGCUGGUGCUCAACGACAGCACCGUCAUCAAGCCGCUCAAUAUCCGCGAGUUGCAUUUCUACCAGAACAUUCCCGAGGACAUACAAAGCUUCGUACCCCGAUACAAAGGCGUGAUGCAGGCUUCUAACACAGGAAGCACGAAAUUGGACAAGCGGUACUCGCCAUGUUUCCGCGAGGAGAACGGCCGCAAGCAGUCCCUGGGCGGCAAGCGCAAGCGCGACGACGUGUUCAAGUUCAAAGUGCACCGAAACGGCAAUGCUAGUGAGGUGCUCAAAAGUAUUGCGCACAUGGACAACUCCAACAAGCAAUAUUUCCUAAUGAUGGAGAACAUCACUUCGUCGUACCGGCGGCCGUGCGUGCUCGAUCUGAAAAUGGGUACGCGGCAGCACGGCGACGACGCCUCCGCCGAGAAGCGCAGCAAGCAGAUCGCCAAGUGUGCCGCCAGCACCUCCGCCACGCUCGGCGUGCGGCUCUGCGGCAUGCAGGUGUACGUGCCAGAGACGGGGGCGUGCAUCCGGCGCGACAAGUACUGGGGCCGCGCGCUCACCGAGAGCGGGCUGCGCGAGGCGCUGCGGGACUUCUUCGCGGGCGGACACGCCGGCCCCGCCGCGCUCGCCGGACACGCGCCGCGCGCGCGCGUCGUGCGCCGCGUGCUGCGCGACCUGGACGCGCUGCGCCGCGCCAUCGCCAAGCAGACCAGCUACCGGUUCUACUCCUGUUCAUUAUUGAUAGUGUACGAGGGUGACGUAAGCGGUGCGACGAGCGCGGAGGACGCCGGCGCGACCACCAGCGAGUACGAGGCGGACGCGUCGAGCAGUUCUGCAGAGGCGCCCUCGCCGGGACAUUUCGACAUGUCGACACUGCACGACGAGAUCUCGUCGGACGGCCGCGAGCCGUUCCGGCCGCACUCGGAGGAGACGAUGGGCGGGUACGAGGAGGGCGAGGCGGGCGAGGACGGCGCGCACUCGCUGCGCCGGCACCCGCCGAGCCCCGACUCGGCCGACAGCUGGAUGGCGUACUCGUCGACGAGCAGCGAGUCGUGGCGCGGGUCGGCGGAGGCAGAGGCGCCGUCGCCGCCGGACGGCAGCGGCAAGCGCGCGCGCUGUUCGCGCUGGCCCGCCGCGCGCCUGCACGAGCCCGACGAGCGCGUCGACAUCCGCAUGAUCGACUUCGCGCAUACGGCGUACGCGGGCGCCGCCGCCGAGUCGCCGCUCGCCACGGCCACGCCGCACCACGGGCCCGACUGCGGCUUCCUCACCGGCAUCGACAGCCUCAAGCGCCUGCUCACCGAGAUCCUGGCGCCGCCGCCCUACAGUUAAUGGGGCGAUAGUCGAUUUGCCAGAGCCGUAUGGCCGCUUUUUAGAAAAAAAUAUAUUCAAAAAUGAACCUCCUUUUCGGAUUUCAUUCUGGAAGUAUCGCGGUGGGCCGCCGGAGCCGUCGUGGCCGAGAGCGCGCGUUGCGCGGUUGCGUCGGGAUCUUCUCCCCGAGGUCAGGUGGACUCGUCGGAACUACAAUAUGGAACUGUUUUCCUCGAAAAUUUUUAAAUGUUCGACUGAUGUAACUUUACGUAGGAAAAUUAUAACCGGGUCGUGGCGCGAUCACAUGAAGCGAAGUAAUGCAGGGUAUGUGGCGUGUGUGGUGUGGCGCGGCCGCCGUGCGCGGUGGUGUGGCGGCGCGUGAUGUGGCGUGUGGUGGCGUGUGGUGACGUGUGGUGACGUGUUGUGGCGUGAUGUGGCUUCAUGUGGCCGCGCGACCCUCGCACCUAGUGAAUGUUGGCGGUACGAGCUGCGUUAAUUUAAUCUUAAACAAUUAUUAUUAUAAUUUUUAAAGUGGGACCCAGUAGUUACGUUUAAACUGUGUAUAUGUAUAAGUAUUAUUGUUAAGUUAUUCCAGAUUGACUUGCUGUUGAGUUGUGCUCUGAGCUUAUUUCUUUGACUCGGUUUCAUCAGAUCGUUCGCUUCGUGAGUUUAGUUUGCUUAACGUCGAGCAGACAUUCCCUGACGUCACUUAUGUGCAGGUUAUCGUUUUGUUGCCAGCUCCUCGCUCCUCCGCAUUAUGUCUAGGUCACACUGUUUGCUUAGAUGCCAUAACCCUUACUUGUUCAUAUCUAAUCCCAGUCAUCGAAGCCAAAGUUAACGUAGAAUAAACAUGUAACGUAAAACGGAGAACAAGCAAUUAUUUGUUCCCUGUGUAAUAGCCGCGUAGGACUAUAAUGUACCUACAAUUUGUUGAAAUGAUCGAUGUAUAACGAAACAAUGAUUUUACAUAGUAAGUGCGGGAGCUGAAAGUGUAUCGCGUGGCGUGUGGCAUGUCUAUAUCGGCGUGUGACACGCGUAUUUUGACUACAGGAGUUUAUUGUAACUACGCUAACAGUAUUAUACAGUAAUAGGUAAAUGUGAGAGUAGUAUGCAUAUGACAUUAAAUAUUGUAAAAAACUUUAAAAGUUAUUGUGGAAAGGUUUUUGUAAAAUAUGGCGGCGAGCCCCUUGUAAAUAAUAUGUAAUAUAAAAUUCGCCGUGUGAAUACGAGUUGAAUAUUUUCCGAAGUGGGUCAGUGUAAACGGCUAGUACCGCACACUAGAUGGUGAAUGUGUGCCCACUAGCGAUAGCCAACAUUCCUUUGUGCUGCAUUCGUAAUUGUUUGUCCUUUUACUUUUAUUAGUGGGUUAAAUUUUGAAAAGUACCUGGUUUAAUUAGGAUGCUAGGUUGUAUUAUAAAUUAUCAUUUAUGUCUGUUAUUUUAAAUAACUGUAUGACACUAUUUUGUUAAAUAAAUUUUAGGUAUUAAA